CCAUUCAUGACAUCUUCCUUUGAAUACGUAUUCCUUCGGGGGAAUCCUCGCUGCUUGGCAAUAUGCAAAACAGUCGUGUUUUCCCCAUCCAACGCAAUGGCUUUCCGUGGACAUUUGGAUAUUCUUGAUGAAUGCCAUAGGUUCCAUGUUUUCGGUCGGGUUUCGCAACUGCGGCACAAUGAGUAUUUAUCAAACCCGAUGCAUUUCUCAAGCUCCUCAGACUUCACUUUUGAAUGGCUGUAUCCACUUUGCUCGCCCGUGUUGGUAUCGUUUUGCUCCUGAUUUCCAGCGCGUUGGCGCAUCCCACUGUGACCAUUCGAAACAAUCCCGUAACCUUGCAAGUUGCUCGGCGCAUAAAUGCUACCAGUGUACGCGAUCUCCUGAAGAUUGAUCAAGCUCGUGCGAAGGCCAUCAAAAAUCGUCCCAAAGUACAAUCACACAAUACAACCGCUGCUGCAGUCUUUGGUGUCCCAGCAACGAACCAGGCAGUCGGUGUCGGGAGUCCGCCGACUCAAUUUGAUCUAUUGGUUGACACCGGUAGUUCGAACACUUGGGUCGGUGCCGGGACAGUAUUCCAGGCUUCUAGUACCACGCAGUUUACGGCUAAUCUGGUUGAAGUAACCUAUGGAUCAGGAUUUGUGCUCGGUCAAGAAGUCAAUGACCAAGUCACCCUUGCUCCUGGUCUUGUGAUCCAAGGCCAAUCUCUCGGUGUCGCCAUCUUAGACCAGGGUUUUGAUGGCGUUGACGGCAUCAUUGGAAUUGGACCCACUGAUUUGACAUGUGGCACACUCGUGCCUGCCGUCACAUCCUGCAUUCCAACGGUCACAGACAAUGCUUUCACUCAGGGCCUUAUAGACGCACAAGAAGUUGGUAUAUCGUUUGAGCCAACCACCUCCCUUUCGGAUACGAACGGUGAAAUAACGUUCGGUGGUACUGACCCAAGUAAAUUUACUGGGGAUAUCACGUUUGUGCCAAUUACAUCGACUUCACCGGCGAACGAAUUCGUUGGUAUUGAUCAAACAAUCACCUACGGCGCAGCUGGUACUCCUAUCCUUCCGAUGACCUCAGGAAUUACGGACACCGGAACUACCCUUCUCUUGAUUGCAUCUGAUGCCCUUACUGCUUACGAAACUGCAACCGGAGCGGUCCCUGAUGACGCAACAGGACUUCUUCGUCUCACUCCCGCACAGUUUGCCGACCUUGAGAGUCUUUUUUUCACCAUCGGAGGAACGACAUUUGAAUUUACACCCAAUGCUCAAGCUUGGCCUCGUGCUCUGAAUACUGCCAUUGGUGGAACGGAUGACUUCGUUUACCUUAUUGUCAACGACAUUGGCUCUCUCUCUGGAGAAGGUCUCGACUUCAUUGAUGGUAUGACAUUCCUGGAGCGAUUUUACACCGUCUUCGACUCUGCUGGUAGUCGGUUCGGCAUAGCUACCACGCCAUUCACGGAUGCAACAACUAAUUAGUGAUGCUUCCUUCAAGUACUAUUGGAAAGACAUUUCUGUUCUUAUUGGUUGUGUCUAUA
Messenger RNA from Somion occarium, 1525 nucleotides. NCBI's taxonomy places the organism in Eukaryota, Fungi, Basidiomycota, Agaricomycetes, Polyporales, Cerrenaceae. The record is from the annotation of a GenBank genome assembly.